AUGCGGAAAUGGCGAAAUAUUAGUCUAGAAUCAUUAUUAAUUCCAAAAUCAAAAGACAGAUUUCGCCUUUCUUUUUUUCCUUUUUUCCCUUUAAUUUUCUUCUUUUUUAUUAUUUUAAUUCCAAUUUCCCAACAACAAACAGAAAAUUGGGAUCAACAAAGAAGGUUAAUAGAAGGAAGUAGAACAACAACUUCUAAUAAUAAUUUAGAAGAUAAUGGAGAUCUCUUUAUUUUACUUGAUGAAAUUAGUGUUUUUAGUUGUAGAGGAAUUAAAAAUGAAAUUAAAUUAACUGAAGAGGUGUUUUCUAAUUCUUUAAUUUGGAGAUUAUUAGUAGUAGUCUCUCCUACCUUUUCCAUUUGCGUUAAAAUUUAUUUUUUCCUUUAA
Messenger RNA from Meloidogyne enterolobii, 384 nucleotides. NCBI's taxonomy places the organism in Eukaryota, Metazoa, Nematoda, Chromadorea, Rhabditida, Meloidogynidae. The record is from the annotation of a GenBank genome assembly.